Messenger RNA from Striga hermonthica, 516 nucleotides. The record is from the annotation of a GenBank genome assembly. Lineage: Eukaryota; Viridiplantae; Streptophyta; Magnoliopsida; Lamiales; Orobanchaceae.
AUGCCUUCACCAGAAGAUGUUGCUUGGGCAGAUUCUUGCUUGAGCAAAGAUUCUGACGUGUCGGACAGUGAUUGGAACUUGAAUGCUCUUAAAGAGGCAUUGUUAGAAACUUCUACUCCACAAUAUAAACCAUCUCUUAAUGAGGAGAAUACUGAUGAUUUCUGGUCGAGUCAUAAAGUCGAAGAUAUUUUCCUCCCGACGUACAAUGAGGAUUCGAGGGACCUUGAAUUGUCUGAUGAUGAGACUGGCUUUGUUUAUCAGACAUAUGAGUUGGAUCAACCGACGAAAGACAUUUUCAAGGUAUGGGAUUUAGACCUACCACCCGAAGACGAUGAUGAUGAUGAUGAUCUCGUGAAGCAGCUAAAUAAAGCCCUUGGAGAAAACUCCUUAGAUUCAAAAUCUCCAAUUUCCGAUGAUAAUGUUACCAAGGCAUGGAAAGAUUUGCCGGGCGAGUCACUUGACGAUCUCAUUUCUGGAAUUGCAGAUCUCGCUUUGAAUCCAAGUUCUGGCGGAUGA